Molecule: messenger RNA, 864 nt
Organism: Talaromyces amestolkiae
Lineage: Eukaryota; Fungi; Ascomycota; Eurotiomycetes; Eurotiales; Trichocomaceae
Exons: 1
Coding region: 1-864 (287 amino acids)
Source: RefSeq, a predicted model, not a curated record
AUGGAAACCUCCCAAAAAUCCAUCCGUGUAAUGCACUACCUUAGCGAAUUCCUCGACCUCGACGCCCAAUCCUUCACCAACAUCGCCGAAUUCAUCGCCCUUAUACAAGCCAUCCGCGAAGGUCUCAGUCGCAUCGAUCCAACCUUUUCCGUCUCCGACUUCCACAUCAAUUUGUUAUUUCUGUCAAAGCUCCAAGCGCAUCCGAAAUGGAACGAUUGGGCGCGGAAUAUGCUUCGCAAUCAGCGGGUAAACGUCUCCGAUUCGAGCAAGACUAUGUCCUUUUCGGAACUGGCGGAGUUAGCUAUACAGCACGAGCGAGAUAUAAAGGGGAGGUCGAGGACGAGGGCGAAGCACGCUGAAAACAAUACGGGUCGGUUGCAGAACUACACGCAAGAGGAGAUUAAUUCAUUUGUUAUUCGGCAAAUGCGCCACACCCAUAACAGCAAUAAUCCCCAACGUUCAGAACCAGCUACACAAUUCAAAAGACAUAGCAAACGACCAAGCCAGGAAGAAAUCAAUGAAUUCGUCGUACGGCAAAUGCGUGAAGAACAAGAACGCAAGACCAGAGCGCGAAGCAAAUCGGAGCCGAAACCGAGUAAUCGAACCGCAGCCGCGACGAGAAUAGAGGCUCAUCGAACGACCAAAAGUGCGGACGAUGAUGAUCAGUUUACGAAAUGUGAUACGUGUGGCAGAGUCACUCAUGCCGGACAAGAAAAGUGUCAUCAUCAUCAAACGACAAAAAUGGAUACGAAGCUGCCGGUGGUGCAGGUCCCACGAGCGAAUUUUUUCCCGAAGAAGGUUGAAUUUGUGAAGAGGACUGCUGGCGGGUUGCCGACGUAUCGCACUGGGUUUGCGUUGACUUAG